Molecule: messenger RNA, 3219 nt
Organism: Eriocheir sinensis (Chinese mitten crab)
Lineage: Eukaryota; Metazoa; Arthropoda; Malacostraca; Decapoda; Varunidae
Gene: rt
Product: protein O-mannosyltransferase 1-like
Biological process (GO): protein O-linked glycosylation via mannose
Cellular component (GO): membrane; endoplasmic reticulum
Molecular function (GO): dolichyl-phosphate-mannose-protein mannosyltransferase activity
Source: RefSeq, a predicted model, not a curated record
GGUGAUGGUGAGUCAGCCCCGGACACCCCCCCACCAGAGACAGCCCCCGAUGACACUCCCCCAUGCACGCCCCCCACGGAUGACUCCCCCGCCAAGAAGACUCAGCCCAGCCCUAAAGCCCCCCGCGCCUCCCCACAGAAGAAGCAGAAGAAUGAACGUGCCAAAACCGCUAAGGACGUGCCGCCCCUCGAGCUUAGCCUGCACCUCGAUGGCAUGUCCGUCACCCUCUUCGUGGUCUCCUUCCUCACCCGGAUCUGGCGGCUCGACACUCCUAGAGGCGUCGUGUUUGACGAGCUUCAUUAUGGGAAGUACGCUGGUUUAUAUAUGCAAAACACUUUCUUCUUUGAUUCCCAGCCGCCUCUUGGAAAACAGCUGGUGGCCCUUGCGGCAUAUCUAGCUGGCUUUGACGGAGCCUUCAAGUUCGAGCGCAUCGGCACCCCGUAUGACGCCCUUGUACCAGUGGCGGCCAUGAGGAUGGUGCCGGCCCUCUUUGGCUCCCUCCUGAUGCCCACCGUGUACAACCUCUUGGUGGAGCUCGGCCUCUCACACUACACGGGGGCUCUGGCGGCCUUCCUCAUGAUCUUCGACAAUGCGAUGCUGGCACAGUCCCGGUACAUCCUGAUGGAGGGUAUUCUCCUCUUCUUCGGACUCUUCGGGCUCCUCUGCAUCCUCAAGUUCCGCCGCUUCUACUCCCGCCCCUACAGCCUGCCCUGGUUUGGCUGCCUCACCCUUGGCGCGGCAUCCCUAGGGGCCUGUGUCUGUGUGCGAUACUUCGGCAUCUUCACGCUGCUCCUGGGCGUCGGCAUCCUGGCCCGGGACUUCUGGGAGAUGGUUGGCGACCGCUUGGUGUCAGAGAGACAGCUGCUGGGACAUCUAGUGACUCGAAUCGCUGUAUUCAUAACCAUACCUCUGACACUGUACAUUAGCUGUUUCUACGUCCACCUGAACCUGCUCUACAAAGCCGGGCCGAAUGACAACAUUAUGACCUCAGCGUUCCAAGCCAGUCUGGAGGGCGGCUUGGCAUCCAUCGUCGCAAACCAGCCCGUCAAGGUGCUCCACGGCUCGCAGAUCACGCUGCGCCACACCCACGGCCGCACGUGUUGGCUGCACUCCCACGACGCGGUGUACCCCGUGAAGUACGCUGACGGCAGAGGCUCCUCCCACCAACAACAAGUGACGUGCUACAGCUACAAGGACGUCAACAACUGGUGGAUCGUGAAGAAGCCGGAGAAGGAGGAGAUGGUCGUCAGUGAACCGCAGGAGCCCAUCAGGAACGGCGACAUCAUCCAACUGGUUCACGGCCUCACCUCUCGUGCCCUCAACGCCCAUGACGUCGCCGCUGCCAUGUCCCCGCACAACCAAGAGGUGGCUGCCUACAUUGACUACAACGUGUCCAUGCCUGCCCAAACCACCUGGCGCGUGGAUAUCCUCAACCCCGAGGCAACGGAUGGCAUGUGGCACGCUGUGGAGAGCCAGAUUCGCCUGAUUCACCUCAACUCCAGCCAGGCCCUCAAGUUCUCCGGGCGACAGCUGCCAGACUGGGGCUUCCGGCAGCACGAGGUAGUGACGGACAAAGUGCUGGACCAGGAGGACACCAUCUGGAACGUGGAGGAACACCGAUACAGCAAGACUGAGGACAAGAAAGAGCGAGAGAAGGACUUGCUGCGCUCCGAGAUGAUCCCGAUGGAGCGCAAAAACCUCACCUUCUGGAACAAACUUUACGAGCUGCAGUAUAAGAUGCUCUUCAACAACCAGGAGAAUGUCGCUGGCCACAUGUACGCUUCGGAGCCCCUCGACUGGCUCUUCCUGAAGCGUGGGGUGGCGUACUGGAUCUCGGCAAACAGCAACGCUCAAGUUCACUUCCUCGGCAACAUUGUGGUCUGGCUGUCGGGCACGCUGUCCCUGGUGGGCUACCUCGGCCUCUUCAUCGUGUACCUGUUGCGGCGGCAGAGGUCGUGCUAUGACCUCCCCGAGCCAGCAUGGAAUAAGUUCUGCUCAGUAGGAGAGAUUCUGGGCAUUGGAUACGCUGUCCACUACUUCCCGUACUUCCUGGUGGACCGAACACUCUUCCUGCACCACUACAUGCCUGCCUAUGUGUUCAAGGUAUGUCUCCUCGCGGCCAUGGUGGAGCACGGCCACUACCUCCUCGCCGAGUACCUCCGUGCCCCGCGCCUGGCCCGGGCGUACCUGGCUGGCGUGGGGCUGUGGAUGGCGGCCGUCCUCUACGUCUUCUGGUUCUUCUCCCCGGUAACUUACGGCAGCCGUGACCUCACCGCCAACGAGGUCAUGAGCCUUGCAUGGAGGGACACCUGGGACCUCAUCAUUCACAAGUAGUAGUAGUUGUUGUGACCUACUUGUUUGUGAAUUGGGCAUGACGUGGUGUGCAGUAUUUGCAGGGGGGGCAAAGGCCAUUCAAUGAGAGUCCAGUAGCAAUGGCCAGCUGGUAAAGGAUCAGAUUCUCAUUAUUUAUGCUGAAUGAUAAGGAUGCAAACUAAGCAUCCUUGUAAUCUUCCAGUAUGAAUUAAGUAAUCUAUUGGUUAUAAAUUUUGUAUAAUGUGAAUUCUGGUAGAAAAUUAUGCUAGGAUCUGCAGUGAGUGGCGAGGGGAAGAAAGUGCCUUGGUGAGUACCAUUCUAAUACUACUUAACUCUUCCAUUCUUAAGUUGGAAUUAAGGAUUCAGUUCUCAAAGUAGGAAGUGACCUCUGGCAGGUUCUCAGCGUGUUGUGAUAGGGAAGAACUCAAGACAUUCCAGUUGUACACAGUUUAUUCAUAAGUUACAUUUUUUUUUAGGUAAUUUGAAUCUUAAAUGCACAAACAAUAAUGUAAUCUCAUUAAGUAAUGUACUUUUAAUAUUGACUUAAAUCUCUUCUUCUAUCUCGAAGAAAAUAUCUGUGAUGUAAUGAUAUUCAUGAGUGUUCCUGUCUGUCCUUUAUGGUUUCAUAGUGCAGCUAUUAUGUCUGUUUUCUGUUGGACAAUUCAAAUAUUUAUUUUCCCAUGUUAGAAUAUUUUCCUCCCCUGGACAUUCCUCUUCCACCAAUCUGUGUUUGGUGCGUCUAAGGACUGUUGUGUUUGUCUCCUUGGCUGUGGAGUAACAGUCAGGACACAGAGGGAAAUGAGAGUAUGCAUAAUACUGGUGACGGGGAUAUACAAUACAUAAUCGUGCAUUGUCAAGUAAUUAUUUUUAUAUAUUUGUUACUCAUUAUUAAAGAUAUUAUGCAAU